Antechinus flavipes (yellow-footed antechinus) is the source of this 3007-nucleotide messenger RNA. RefSeq names its product galactose-3-O-sulfotransferase 2 (gene GAL3ST2). The record is from RefSeq and is a predicted model, not a curated record. Gene Ontology annotation, cellular component: membrane. Gene Ontology annotation, biological process: glycoprotein biosynthetic process; glycolipid biosynthetic process. NCBI's taxonomy places the organism in Eukaryota, Metazoa, Chordata, Mammalia, Dasyuromorphia, Dasyuridae. Gene Ontology annotation, molecular function: galactosylceramide sulfotransferase activity. The transcript is spliced from 4 exons. The coding region runs from base 732 to 1916 and encodes 394 amino acids.
UUCUCUUCCUCCUUCUCUCCCCUUCUUCUUCCCUCCUUCCUUUCUUUCUCAUUCCCUCCCUCCUUUUCUCUCUCCCUUCCUUUUCCUACUUUUCUCUCCUUCGUUCUCCCUCUCUUUCUCCCUCCUUCUUGUCCCCCCCUCCCAAACAUAUCCCUUCCUCUUCCUUCCUCUCCUUCCCUCCUCACCUGGCAGAUAGCUCAUUUUUAAACGGAAUUCAUUUUCGUUAUGAGCUCUGCAAACUUUAAACUGCUAUUUGAAAUGCCCUUUGCCCCUCACUGUUACACUAACUGAAGCUCGGGGCUGUGGAAAGGAUGCUGCUGGACUUGGAGGGCUCAGCAAUUGGCAGUUUCCCGCGGGACACGGGCUACGUGUCGGUGGGGAAGUCAUUGCCCGCCUGGAAAAGGAAGGCUUCGGACUGAGUGACCUCUGAGGUCCCUUUCAGAGCUAACUCAUCCUCGGGGGAGGGGAGCGAUGCAAAGGUCCCAGCUUGGGGCUUGGGGGCAAAGGGAUAGGAGCGGCCGGCGGGGGCCGGAGGUGAGCCUCCCAGGUGAUGACAGCUCCGGGUCCGCCCGGCCCAGCCCCUCCCCGCCCUGCCCUCUCGCAGCCCGCCCCGGGCCGCCGAGCCCUUUCCUCCCCGGCUGGCCGGCUCUGCGGGCGCAGCCAGCGGGCCCCUGCCGCGGGCCGAUCGCACACAGGCGGCUCUUUGUUUCCCCGGAGUCUUUCCCUGCAGGAUGUCCUUGGGGCUGCUCCACGAAUGGAGGUACUUCCGUAUCGUCGUCAUCCUGUUGGUGCUUUUGAUCCUUCUCUUGGGAAGCUUCCUCAACACCCAAGUCAGCUUGCUGGUCCCUCUCUUCAAUGGCCAGGAGUCCUUCCAUCCUGUGACCAACAUCAUGUUCCUCAAGACCCACAAGACGGCCAGCAGCACCGUCAUGAACAUCCUGUAUCGGUUCACGGAGAAGCGGAACCUCACGGUGGCUCUGCCUGCGGGGCAGCUUUUCCAUCUGGGCUACCCCUGGCUCUUCCUGACCAAGUAUGUGGAGGGAUUCAAAGACCUGAAUGGGACCUUCAACAUCAUGUGCAAUCACCUGCGCUUUAACCCCACAGAGGUACAAAAAGUCAUGCCCAAUAACACCUUCUACUUCUCCAUCCUGAGAAACCCCGUGGCCCAGCUGGAGUCGGCCUUCGUGUACUACAAGGGCUACGUGCCCGCCUUCCAGAAGACCAAGAGCCUGAACGAGUUCUUGGAGUCCCCGCUGAAGUACUACAACGAGACGUUGUCCAUCAAAAACAUCUACGCCAAAAACAACAUGUGGUUCGACUUCGGCUACGACAACAACAGGCGGGGCGAGGGCUACGUGCGCGACGCCAUCCGGGAGAUCCAGCGGCGCUUCCAGCUGAUCCUGAUCUCGGACUACUUCGACGAGUCCAUGGUGCUCCUGAGGAACACCCUGCGCUGGGAGCUGGACGACGUGGUCUACUUCAAGCUGAACUCGAGGAGUGAGAAGAGCAUCCAGAACCUGACCCGCGAGAACCGGGAGAGGGUCAAGGAGUGGUGCGCCCUGGACUGGGAGCUCUACCGGCACUUCAACCGCACCUUCUGGCAGAAGCUCCGGGCCGUCGUCGGGCUCAAGAGGCUGGCCAGGGAGGUGGCUCUGCUGAGGGAGAGGCAGCGGGAGCUCAUGGACGUCUGCAUCCAGGACGGGAGGCCCAAGAACAAGACCCAGAUCAAGGACGUGAACCUCAAGCCCUACCAGUCCGGGGAAGCCGACAUCCUGGGCUACAAUCUCAAGCAGCAUCUGGACAACGAGACCCUGGCCAGGUGUCAGAGGAUGGUCAUGCCGGAGAUCCAGUACAUGGCCCACCUGUACUCGCAGCAGUUCCCCACGAACCCCCCCAAGAAGAUCAGACUUCAGUGAUGGGCUUGGGGGGCCCAGCGCCCCGGAAGAGGGUCAUCCAGCUCUGGUCUGACUGGCAGGGAUAGGCUUCAAGAAAGUGGGGUACGAGGCCCUUGGUCUGGGAUCUCUGGGAGACCUGGACAGUUCUUAACUCAGGCUAGAGUUUUAUUUAAAAAAAAUGGAAUAUUGCCUUAAGAGAAGGGUUUUUUUCCUUUGAGGGUAUGGGGGGAGUGUGUGUGUGUGUGUGUGUGUGUGUGUGUGUGUGUGUCCCAGGGGAUCCCAGUCACUGACCUCACGGCCUUCUCCUCCCAGAAGAAUUUUGCAGGGGAGCGUUCAAGCCAAGAGUUCCAGGCGAUAUUUCCAGAAUGGUUACGGGGAGUGAAGGCACAAUAUUGGAUCCCAAAGAGACGCGCUCUGUAGCUAACAUGGAAAUAUCAGGCAGAUGGACCCAGUGAUGGGAAUUCAAGUCCUAUUGUUUUUCCCCCGCCCUUGAUUGAACUUGUGAACUUUAUUGGGGUAGCAGUGUCCCAGUAGGGAAAGUCCCUCUUACCAAAGCAGAUCUGCCAUUGUUCUGAAAUUCAGUCUCAGAGAGCUGCCUCGAGCAGUGAGGAGUUAGGUGACUGAUCCUAGGUCGCACAGCCAUGAUGUCUCCGAGACAGGAUUUGCACCCAAUUUUUUUCUGAACUUUAGGUCAACUUUCUAUGCACCCCAUCACACCGACUACUUAGAGGCUGGAAAAUACAGGUAGUAGCUAACUUUUACCAUGUAAAACACAUCCAGUUAAAAAGGAUUUUUAGCUCCAGGGAUUUUAGUCAGUCAUUCAGUCAAUAAGAAGUAUUUUUUUUUUGCCAAGAACCGUAGGGACAGAAAGAAACGCCAAAACAUGGCCUUGGGUCUCAAGGAACUCAUGUUCUAAUGGAUUUUAAUGUUAUGACAAGGAAUGUUUUAAUUUAAAGAAUAAAUGGUUAAAUCGUGGACAUACUUGAACCUUGGUCUUCAUUUUCCAAAUGCAGUUUAAAAUGAUCGCAAUAGACGGGACGUUCUUUGCUUUGGGUCAUUCCAAAGCACCAUUUCUAUGUUUUUAUGAUAAAAUAAAUACUCAUUACUCAGUU